Peronospora belbahrii is the source of this 666-nucleotide messenger RNA. NCBI's taxonomy places the organism in Eukaryota, Oomycota, Peronosporomycetes, Peronosporales, Peronosporaceae. The record is from the annotation of a GenBank genome assembly.
AUGGCAAGAUCGGGUCUGCGUCGCUGGCUCACACGCGUCUUCACCAGUUGUCUAAAGGGCAAACACAAUGAGGAAGCAAAUAUCAUCAGGGUGCAUUGCGUGGACAGCAGUCACAACAAGAGAAUGGCGUCUACACCACUGCCUUCGAUCAAUAUCUCCCAUGUCCAUUUACAGCCUUGUGCACCAGUGAUCAACGACAAAUCAGAUGCACAAGAUAUAAUACUCUGGAACAAGACAAACCUUCUCGUCAAUGCAGCAGCGGCCUGGCAAAUUCGUCGCGUGAUGCCGGUUGAGGUCGCUAUUUUGGACAUAUCAGCAUUGGCAAAGAUGACUUCACCUAAGCUUGCUCAACGCUUCAAGGCUCUUCCUAUCCUCAUGGUGUUGCGCGCGGACAAUGAGACGCUGUGCCGGCUAUCUCUUGCCCUGCUGUCAAGAGAUUCAUUCGCACGGCUGACACUGCUUGAGAGACGUGCGAUUCAUAACGUCCUUGCGAAGAGACCGUAUGGUUGGACAGAAGCACAACUUUCACUGUACGCUGAGAGAGAACGUGAACUCAUUGCCGCUGCCGAUGCGAUCCCGAGCGGCCAGCACGAUUUGCUUUACACAGGGCAGCAAACUUUUUUAUACUCGACAUACGCUCGAGAACCGCAUGACUGGCUCGAGUAA